Molecule: messenger RNA, 2007 nt
Organism: Drosophila guanche
Lineage: Eukaryota; Metazoa; Arthropoda; Insecta; Diptera; Drosophilidae
Product: alanine--glyoxylate aminotransferase 2, mitochondrial
Exons: 4
Coding region: 159-1733 (524 amino acids)
Biological process (GO): glyoxylate catabolic process
Cellular component (GO): mitochondrion
Molecular function (GO): L-alanine:glyoxylate transaminase activity; pyridoxal phosphate binding
Source: RefSeq, a predicted model, not a curated record
CCACAGUUUAGUUGCUUUGUCGACGUCGUUACGCGCGGACGGGUUUUCAGCUUUGGCUUCGUGUGAGAUCGACACCGGCAUUGAGAUCAGUCGGAGCGGCUUCUAUAACGGAUCAUAUCAGGAAAUAAAAGUGUUGCACACCAGAAACGUGAAUAAAUAUGAUGUCCAAGCGCUUGUUGGCUCACACGAGGCGGGUGAUGCCGAGCUCCUCCUCGAACCGAUUCAGCUCUAGUUCCACCCUCCACUCCAAGGCGGCUCCAGCCGUGAUGAACCUCGUGCAGAGCGAGAUGCCCGAGACGGGGCAUCGGCCCAGUGGCUACGUGGGACCCAGCUACGAGCAGAUCCUUGAAACGCGCAAGACCCAUUUGACGCCCAAUUUGGUGGCCCACUUCAAGAAACCAUUGGUCAUCCACGAGGGCCACAUGCAGUGGCUGUACGACCACGAGGGUCGUCGCUAUCUGGACAUGUUCGGGGGCAUUGUUACCGUUUCCGUGGGACACUGUCAUCCCAAGGUCAACCAGGCGCUGAGCGAACAGAUCUCCAAGUUGUGGCACACGACCAACAUCUACAUGCACCCCAAGAUCCACGAAUACGCCGAGCGUCUGGUGGCCAAGUUCCCGGGCAACCUGAAGAGCGUCUGCUUCGUCAAUUCCGGCUCGGAGGCCAACGAUCUGGCCAUGCUCAUGGCACGAGUACACACGGGCAACCAGGACAUUCUCUCGUUCCGCAAUGCCUACCACGGCAUGUCGCCGUACACCAUGGGCCUGACGGCCCACUCCACCUGGCGCUUCCCGCUGGCGGGAGUGAACAACGGACUGGUGCACGUGAUGAAUCCCGAUCCGUAUCAAGGCAUCUGGGGCGGCGCCGCCUGUCGAGACUCGCCCGUGCAGACGACGCGCAGCUGCCACUGCCAGGAGGGCGGCGGCUGUCGGGCAGGAUCAGAGUACUAUAAAGAGCUGGAGGAGACCUUCAAGUACAGCUUGCCCCGUGGCAAGGUGGCGGCCAUGUUUGCAGAGUCCAUUCAGGGAGUGGGCGGCACAGUGCAGUUCCCCAAGGGCUACCUAAAGCGGGCAGCCGCUCUGGUCAGGGCCAACGGCGGACUCUUCGUGGCGGAUGAGGUGCAGACGGGAUUCGGCCGCACGGGGGAGCACUUCUGGGGCUUCGAGGGACACGACUAUGUGCCUGAUAUCGUGACAAUGGCCAAGGGCAUUGGCAACGGCUUCCCCCUGGCCGCCGUCGUCACCACCCCCGAGAUAGCCGCCUCCCUAGGGCAGGCGCUGCAUUUCAACACCUACGGAGGCAAUCCCAUGGCCAGUGCGGUGGGCAUCGCCGUGCUGGACGUGAUCGAGGAGGAGCAGCUGCAGCGCAACUCCCUGGAGGUGGGCACCUACUUCCUCAAGUGCUUGGAGGAGCUGCAGCAACGCUUCGAGAUUGUCGGCGAUGUCCGGGGCAAGGGACUGAUGAUCGGCGUCGAGCUUGUCGAAGAUCGCGAGAAGCGCACGCCCCUGGCCACUCCCCAUGUGCUGGAGAUCUGGGAGACGUGCAAGGACCUUGGUGUGCUCUUCGGACGCGGUGGCCUCCACGGCAACGUGCUGAGUUUCAGGCCUCCGCUCUGCGUGGGCUUCGACGACGUGGAGUUAGCUCUUAAUACGCUCGAGACCGCCUUCCAGCAGCACAUGAGCAAGCGACUACGCGGCUGGAGAUACGGCCAGGCCCAAAACAGGAGCUGCUAGCCUGGUUGUACUUCAGAUUGGCUCAUUUAUUGGCUAAGCUUAUUCCGCUAGUAAUUGAACAACGUUUAUAGAGCAGCAUUAUGACCGCGAGAGCGAGGCUUCUUUGACAUAGUUUUCGAUAUUCCUAAUACUAGUAUAUAUAUGUAUAUAUAAAUCCUUAGUCUGAGCACUGUGUGGUGUGUGUGUGUGUGUGUGUGUGAGGGAUGUGUGAAAUACGGUGUCAUGGAUAGAAUAUCAAUAAACCGUUAUCCGUAGCAGUAUAACGGUAGCAUUA